This is a messenger RNA of Mesorhabditis spiculigera, 645 nucleotides long. The record is from the annotation of a GenBank genome assembly. Lineage: Eukaryota; Metazoa; Nematoda; Chromadorea; Rhabditida; Rhabditidae.
AUGGGUCAAGAGGAACUAUUCAACACGGCUUCCUGCGCAAACGAUAUAUUUACUGCAACCAUAAGCGCGGAUUUAAAGCGAAAUGUCAGCCCGGGUCUAGUCGACACAAUUGGGAAGAUGGAAAUUGACGCUUCGAUCCAGGGCCCUCCAGCUUCGAUACCUGAGGAUGCAUUUGAUGAGGCGGAUGACUCUUCAGAUCAAUCCCCAGCUACAUCUCCCCUUCAUAUUUCUGAUCCAAAACCAUCGGCACCACGGAGGAAAACUACCCGUCAGUCCAAGAACUCUGAACCAACCCCACGAAAAUCGCAGCCCAAAACCCCAAAAAAGAAGGUGCCUGACCCCAAGGCAGAAGCUCUACUCAAAAAGAAGUGUGAGAAUGCACAAAAAUGGCGACAAACCCAAAAGGCGCUGCGGGAACGACUUCCGAAACUAGAAGCCGAGGUUGAGCUGUUUAAGCGAAAAAAUGAAGCCCUGGAAACGGAAGUGAUGUUGAAGAAUAUGAAGAUGGAGGAACUGGAGCUGCAGAUCAGGGACCUUCAUCGUAAAAAUGGCAGCUUAUUGGCCACGUGUGAUGUACUGCAACAGAGACUGCUCAGCAUCCACCCACCCCUCAUGCCCAACAUGACAACAUACACAACUCUUUCA